AUAGAUAGGCUAUUGUUAGAAUACCCUGAAGAAGAAGGCGGGAACAUUGUGCUUCUCAGCCAAUCCCUGCACAAGAUGUUGACCGAGUGGUUGUUUCCAGCCAAUCAAUUGGACGAUUUACGACAUUCGCUGUAAUCAGGCGGGGCGGGAACCUUCGAACCUCGCAAACAGGAAGAUGGCGACGCUUCGCAGCCGGGUUGUGCGGAUUUCCUCCUUGUGACCGGAACGGUGCUCGGCUGCACAGAUGCCGCUUCGCAGGGUUAAGUGGCCGCUGUUUGCAUGCACGGCGGUGGCCGAGACCCGGUGCUUCCUUGCCGGCCCCGACCGCGAGGAAAUGUGCAUGAACGGCCGGACUGCGCAUGCCUCUCUCUGAUGCAGCCUCUCUCUGCUCGCGAUCUCCCCCUAAUGGCAAAAUGAGGCCAAGCACUUUUGAGCUCUCCGCCAGCCUGUGCGAAGCGCUGCGAGGCGAGGAAACUGAGAUGGUAGAAAUUCUUCUGAAAAGGGGCGCAGACCCCAGCCUGGUUCUGCCAGAUGGGAUUGCCGCCAUCCACUUGGCUGCUGGCAUGGAGCAGGAGAGUGGGGUUCGGUGUCUUGGCCUCAUCCUUCAAUAUGGCGGAGAUCCCAAUGUCAGGUCUGUGGAUGGUCUGACCCCUUUGCAUGUGGCAGCUUCCUGGGGAUGCUAUACCUGCUUAAAGCUCUUGCUGAUGGAAGGAGGAGAUACCAGUCUGGAAGACCAGGAUGGGAACAGAGCUGUCGAUCUAGCCAUGGAGCAAGGGAACGAGAUGUGCGUCCGUAUCCUCCAGCAGUUCCUGGGAGAAUCAAGACUGGAGCAGAACUCCCGGAUGUCCCACAGGAGAACCGAGAGCUUCCUCUCCACGGACACAAAACGUGAUUCGGAAAUAGGCAGCUGGCUAUCUGAGGACGACAGCUUUGGCGACAGGACCCUGAAAUCUCCCUCGAAAGCGAGUCUGGAAGAUGAGGGACCAGGCGGUCCCAUCCGCUAUCUUGUUGGAGCUGCUCCAAAUGGGAAUCGUAUCCCAGGGGAAGAAGUGUAUUGCUCCGGGGAACAUCCGUCCAACUCAUUGCUGACUGAGGAUACUCUGAGACAAGACGCGCUAUGCAGUCAACGCACUCCCCACGCUCCAGCGGUAGCCUCCUCAUCCGGCACAUGGCACUCAUGUCGCGACAUUCCUGGAAACCUAACCCCAAGCCGGUCUACAAUACGGCUUCCCAAGCAUGACGAGUCACUGUGCCCUAAAUCGGAAGGACGUAUCGGCGGCCCCCAGCAUCCCUGCUUCAGAAACACUACAGAUGGAGGGUGGCGGUCAUCUGCAAACGGAGCGGCUUCUCAAGGCAGCAUCUCUCCUGACUCUUCAGUUGUCUCCCAGUCAGAAACUCCUAAACUGAGCCCGAAUGUAGCGAGUAGAUUCUGGGGAAGCCCCCAGGCCGCUCCCCUUUGUGCAAUUCAGGACGCAUAUGAAGCAGAAACAGAGGACGCUGAUGCCACUCUCAACCUUUCUCGGUACAAGAGUUUUCUUGAUCCGGAUCUGGUGGUGAAGGUCACCGGCCAGGAAGGGCUGGACGUCACCUCCCCGGAUCACGCCUACCUUUUCCCCCAGUUAAAUUCCACAGCCGCGCUGGACUUGGAAAAGACUGUGGUGGACCUGCCGUUUCUGGCCAGGGCACGUGGGAAAUUGGAGGGGUGCCAAGAGGAAGGGAAAUCUUUGAGUGACAGCUCAGAUGGUGGCGGCAGCCAGUACGCUUCGUGCAACAGCGAAUGCUCUGCAAGCUUCUCAGAAGGGCCGUGCGACAGCGAGGCUCAGAAAUACGCGGAGACGAAAGCAGACUUCUUUGGUUCUCCGUGCCGUUUCGGCAAUGUACAGCGUAAUAGUUGGUCGCCCCAGAUGUCCCAAGGCCCGUGUUCUGGUGUAUCACAGUGCUGUUCAGGAGAGCAUGCAGAGACACUGUCAGUACCAGUGGCUGGCAGAGACACGGUUUCUCCCAUUAGAUCUGGGGGCACGAGGCGCUUGUGUGAAAGAUCCCAUUUUAGAGAAGUGUUUUCCAAAAUAUAUCCCGAAAAGGUACCUUUGGAUCUUCACAACGGGCAGAGUGAAUGUUUGGAGGACGUCAAACAGUCAGACCUCCCCCAAAUGUCCCAGGAUGAGCUUCAACCCACAGAGAACUGGAACUUUAGCACUUUGCCGUUGAGGGAAUCGCAGAGCCUGAGUGUUCCCGAUGAUUCUAAAACAAAGGACACGGCUCCUUCAAAGGCUCCGGCUUCUGUGAUCAGGAAAGAAGACUCUAUUGCUGAAUUGCAACAGAGAUUGAACGGAGCCGCCUCUGCCGAAGUGUGGGCUGAGUUGAAUGUGGACGCAGGGAAAAGGCCUGUGCUGGGUCUCUCUCAGAGCACGCAGGGCGCGGCAGAAAGAGGGGGGGAUUCAUGGGGCAGCGACACCAUACUGAUCCAGCAGAAAUCAGAAGAGAUGCAGCCUUUACCAGUCAGCCAGGACUCUACCAUGCCUGCGGAUGACCCAGUGGCCGUCCCUCAUCAUACUCUGAACAUCAGAGAAGAAACCCCAGACCUGGAGAUGAGGCUGAGGACGAUGAUGCUUGCAACCAAGGCUCACCGCUCGCCAUUGCUCCCACUAGACCAAAGGCCCUGCCACGUUACACCCCGCUCCAAAAGCCGCACAAAUGCCUCUGCCAGUCGUACCAGUGGCAGCGCCUCGCUCUUUGAUGAAACCCUGGAGAUGCCAAGACGCCCCAGGAGAGUGAGAAGUCUAGACAGGAUGGCUCGUGAAGCAGGGCAGCAGGGGGCGGGCCUGAGGAGCAGGAGUUCACCUUGCCUUGAGAAAGAACAAACCAGCGUCCUGCAGGAUACCGAGUUAAUCGCAGGGAGCCCCAGAAGCUGCCAGCAAGCUAGCUGGCCGCAGUCUCACCUUUCAGGCCCUAACAUUGGCAGCCUUGAAGCUCCAGCAAACUGGUCGCAGUCUCACCUUUCAGGCCCUAACAUUGGCAGCCUUGAAGCUCCGGCAAACUCUGGGAGAAAGACUGGCACAAAUGGCUCCAGUAGGGAGGCAGCUGUGAAACUUGGCGUCAAUUGCCAUGGGAGCUUAGUGGUGAAACCUCCCACAGUGGACACCACGUGGCUUCCGAGGGAGGGAGAGGAGGACUGCACGGACCACGAAGGGGCUGAUGCUGUGGCUUCUGGUGUGGAGCUUGGAAAUUCAGAUGAGAGGCACGGCAGCACCAAAAGGCCACCCAAACCUUCGAGGGUCAGUUUCAGCAGGCUUUCUGCCAGAGAACCAUCAAGCCUAUUGGGACGCUUCAGCCCUCUGCCUGAAAGACUGAGCCCCAGUCCCAACUCCCGCAACUGGGAUGUCCCACUGUCCCCCGGAGGCCGAAGGGCGGCACACCCUUGUCGGUUGCGGCAUGUAGCGCCCCAAGCAACAGACCCCUUUGUGCAGUACAACACUACAAGUUCCGAAGACACCAUUAUCUACGACUGGCAGUCGUACACAAAGAGCCAAGCGGCAGGGCCGUCAGACAAGGAGAACAGUUGCCCACGGGCAUUUCUGGAACUGGGUCACCUCUCUGAUGAGACUCUGGUCAGGAAGCUCCGAGACUUCGGUGUCAAUCCGGGGCCUGUGACGGAGCUCACCCGGAAGGUUUACAUGCAGCUGUUGGAGAAGCUGAUGAGUGACCCAAAGAGCAAGGCUCGGAAGGGCUCCACAGGAUACAGUCCGGAGCUUUCUUCUGCCCUGGAAACAUAUCAUAUCCCAGAUGGCAAAGACGAUGAGAUGACUCUGUCCAGGCAGUUUGACCAGCCAGACAAGAACCGGAAGUGGAGGGAGGGCGUCCUGAAGUCGAGCUUCAAUUACCUGCUGUUGGAUCCCAGGGUCACCCAGAACUUGCCCUUCCGCUCGCAGUACGUGAGCCAGCAAGAAUGCUUCCGGACCUUCAUCAGUGCCAUCUUCUACGUGGGGAAGGGGAAGCGGUCCAGGCCCUAUUAUCACCUUUACGAAGCCUUGACCCACUUCAAGGAGAGUCGGAGAAAGCGCAAGGCCAAGGCAUGUCCCAAAGUCCAGCACAUUUUGGAAAUCUGGGCGAGUGGAGAGGGUGUCAUAUCCAUGCACUGUUUCCAGAACGUCAUCCCCGUGGAGGCCUACACGCGAGAGGCCAGUAUGGUGGAUGCCAUCGGGCUGAAGAUGCUGACCAAUCAGAAGAGGGGGGAUUACUACGGCGUUGUGGCGGGCUGGCCCAUGAAGCGGCGCCGGUGCUUGGGCAUCUACCUGUUGCACAGGGCAAUGCAGAUCUUCCUGGCGGAAGGGGAGCGGCAGUUGCGGCCCGCUGACAUCCACACGAGCUAAUGAUGGGCUGGUUGCUAUUGCUUUGCCAACCCAGCAGUGGUUCAGGCUGCGUGGCGACCUCUUGCUAGUGCCCAGUUGUUGGGAUCUGGUUGGAACUGGCCAGUGAGAUGGGCCUUGGCACUCUCCUGAAGAGGGGGUUUGUGGGAACUGGUUGCCACUGUAUCCCUGAGGCUAGAGCUGCCAGGAAUCCUGUUUAGAGUAGCUGCAGGUCCGGCUGUCUGAUGCAAACUACACUGCCUGCUGCCUGCGAGUAUACCAGACUCCCUACAUUAGAAAGACUCAUUUGGGAUAAACUGAUGCUCUCCACCUUCCACAAUGUGAAUCGCGCCCCCCCCCAUAUUAGUUAUUGACUGCAGUGGCAGAUCUGCCAGAGGGACAUGACCCUGGGCACCACCCAUAGGUCAUGUGGGGGGGCACAAUUGACCCCGGGCACCACCCAUAGGUCAUAUGGGGGGAGCACAACAUCACCCCCCACAUGAACUACCCUCCCUCUGGCAGAUACCCUCCCGGCCUGGCUGCUGCCCUCGGCUAAGAGGUGCCCAGUGGACCCACGGCAGGCUCCUUUCCCAGCUGCUCCUGAAGGAGCCUGUCGCAGGCCCACUGGGUGCCCCUCAGCUGGGGGCAGCAGGUUUCCGGCCUGGCUGAGGUAAGUGGGGCAGGGAAGGGGGGCGCUUGGGCUGAAGUUGCCCCAGGUGCCAUUUUCUCUCCGUACGCCUUUGAUCAGGGGUCUUCAAACUAUGGCCCU
Sphaerodactylus townsendi is the source of this 5115-nucleotide messenger RNA. It is a transcript of the gene ANKLE1, whose product is annotated as ankyrin repeat and LEM domain containing 1. Lineage: Eukaryota; Metazoa; Chordata; Lepidosauria; Squamata; Sphaerodactylidae. The record is from RefSeq and is a predicted model, not a curated record. Gene Ontology annotation, molecular function: endonuclease activity; protein binding. Bases 360 to 4370 code for a protein of 1336 amino acids. The transcript has 10 exons.